Messenger RNA from Lolium perenne, 931 nucleotides. RefSeq names its product lachrymatory-factor synthase. The record is from RefSeq and is a predicted model, not a curated record. NCBI's taxonomy places the organism in Eukaryota, Viridiplantae, Streptophyta, Magnoliopsida, Poales, Poaceae.
AAAUUAACCUCCCAACGCAACGGUAACACACACACACCCCAGCCACAAAAAUCCCCGCGUCACGCUCUAUAAAUCGCCUCGACGUCGCAGCACAGCCGCACAGCACAUCACGGCGGCGCACGUACACUUACACGGCGAACAUAGUCGGCGUGCGCACAUGGCGGCAGAGGCAACCGAGUGGGAGUGGUCGGGGCGGGUGGCGUCUGCGGUGCUGGGCGCGACGCCGGACGAGGCGUGGGAGCUGCUCUCCGACUUCCUCGCGUUCCACCGGUGGAACCCGCGCGUCGCCAAGUGCCGGCGCGUCUCCGGCGCGCCGCGCUCGCCGGGGUGCGUGCGCUACUGCGAGGGCGAGCCCCGCGGCGACGGGCUCGGCCCCGACUGGGCGCACGAGACGCUCCACGAGCACGACGCCGCCGGACGCCGCUUCCGCUACGAGAUGAACGACAACAACAUGGGCUUCGGCAGGUUCUUCGCCACCUUCAGCGUCGUCGACGUCGAGCCGGGCUCUCCCGGCGCCGGGUGCGAGCUGCGGUGGGAGUUCGAGUGCGACCCCGUCAGAGGGACGGCCAAGGAGGCGCUCGCCGCGCGGCUCCAGGCCGGGCUCGACGGCAUGGCUCGCCGGGUGGAGGAGGCCGUCUCCCUAAGGGUAGCCACCUCCGGCGCCGUCGCGCUCGAGGCACCUGCCGAUCUCAAGCUGGGCACGUCCAUUGCUGUUUGAGCAGUGCCGAGGCAGCGCCGGGUUCAGUUAAUGAUUAUGUGCUGCUUCAAAUAAGUCUAUCUGAUUUCAGUUCGUAAAAGAUUGGGCAUCUCUCGUUCUGCUUUUUGUAUGCGCAGCGCAUGUAUGACAGUACGAACGCUAUACCAUGGUGCUCAAUUAGUACGACAAUUCUGUAUCAUCUUUUUAUCAUCUACAAAAUCAUGUUUACAACUA